CCUCGAAUUGCACGAUGCACAAUAAUUCCAGCAGCAGUACACAGCCACCACGGCUGAGGAAUCAUUCAUGACUCCCCAGCUCCAUCUCCAUAUCCACGUGUAGAUGUCUAUCUCGACCUCUCGCCCGCCCACUCACACUCUCCAAUUGCACAUCCACCGACAAACAUGGCAGACAUAUUAGCUGCGCUGGAAGAGCUUGAGGCCAAAGACCCCAAGACCAAGAAGAAGAACUUCAAGCCUACGAACACCAAACCCCAACGAGUAGGACGCACACCCGCUCGCCCAACCUCUCUCCCCCCUCAAUCCACGGACCGACCACAAACGGCAUCCAGUACCAACGACACCAACUUACUCUCCCCCAACGUCGAAGACAACGAUGGCCGCCUACGCUCCCCAUCCGUCGCCUCCGCCCGCCGAAUCUCCUUCGCCAGUACUCCCAGGCCGCCGCCCCUCCAACGACGGCUCCGAAUCCCCACUCGAACAGCCUCCCUCGCCUCCGGCUUCCCCUACGAUCCCAAGCUCGUCAAAUACAACAUCUCAGAGAAAGACUGGAAGACCUUCUCCGACCAGGUCGUCGAGGCAGCCGAGUUGCCUCGCGGCGCCUCCGUCCUCUGGCGAGUGCACAAGCGCGACGUGGUGAAGAGGAUCAAGAAGGAGCUGCAGUAUGACGGCGAUUUCAAGCGGCUAUUGAAUGCGUGGAACAAGAAGAACUUUAGGGUGAGGGGGUUUACGGUUAGUGUGGAGCUGCCUGGGCCGCCGAAGAUCAGGCCGGAGGAUACUGAAGAGGAGAAGGAGCUGGCGAGGAAGGAGGCGAAGAAGUUUAGGAUCUGUAUUACGCCGAAUGCAGAGAGGAGUGGGAGCGUAUAUUCGAGGAGCAGCAGCUUGACGAGGAGUGUUACGGGAGAGGGGGCGAGUCUUCAUCGGAAGGAGUCCCCGACGGGCUCGGAGGGGUCUGCGAAAAACGAGGAUAAUGAAUAACAUUUAUGGAAGGGGGAAGGCUUGGCUGAGGUUUAACGACUUUAUGAUUUUGUUUACGGUUGGGUAUUCGAUCGGCGAGGGAGGAUACGUCCUCGCCUUCAGCAAGGCUAAGGUUAUGGCGGUAUGAUUUGAGUUCUCAAGUGGCGAUUGCUUCAGUAUUUUUAAGAGGUGUGGUGGUUUUGGGGAAGGCUAGAAGGUUGUCAUUAGAGGGGAAGGGGUGGGAAGAACACGGAUGGGAGGUUCAAAAUGACAUUGUCCCCCUUGACGGCAAAGCGUGGAUGAGUAUAUAUGUAGCCUUGGUAGGCAGAGCCAUGCUCUUUCAAUAUGCCAUGAUUCCAGGGGCUCCAAAAUUCAACUCCUUAUUCCAGCAAUUCUGAUUGAUGUAAAACCCCUUGCUUGCAUGCCUCGUCUCAAGCCACAUUCCCAAAAUGUAGACGCCCAUA
This is a messenger RNA of Hyaloscypha bicolor E, 1421 nucleotides long. RefSeq lists its product as uncharacterized. The record is from RefSeq and is a predicted model, not a curated record. Bases 166 to 978 code for a protein of 270 amino acids. The transcript has 2 exons. NCBI's taxonomy places the organism in Eukaryota, Fungi, Ascomycota, Leotiomycetes, Helotiales, Hyaloscyphaceae.